Molecule: messenger RNA, 7427 nt
Organism: Xiphophorus couchianus (Monterrey platyfish)
Lineage: Eukaryota; Metazoa; Chordata; Actinopteri; Cyprinodontiformes; Poeciliidae
Gene: myripb
Product: myosin VIIA and Rab interacting protein b
Exons: 18
Coding region: 533-3661 (1042 amino acids)
Biological process (GO): intracellular protein transport
Cellular component (GO): cortical actin cytoskeleton
Molecular function (GO): myosin binding; small GTPase binding; actin binding
Source: RefSeq, a predicted model, not a curated record
CUGCAUUUAAUAUCAGAUCGGCCAGUCACGGAACCUGAAUGAAACGGCGCAGAUUUCCAAUCACUAAAUCCUUCCUCAUCCGCAGCUCCAUCGCGAUCAGUGUUCAUGAGCACCAGAAAGAAAUCAAGGUUGGGCGCCUGGUCGCUCACCUCGUAACGCCGUGCACCCUCCCUCCCUCCUCCAUCCUCCUCUAAUACAAACCCCGUGAUCACCCAUUCACCGGUGCCUGGCGUGCUUUAAGGGGGGGACAAUAAGCCGACCAGUCGAGCUGGUGCAGAGAGGAGGAAAAAAAGUAACCGGGAGACAGGCUGACAGGUGUCGCGGAAGUUUACGCUCGCAUCCCUCCGCGUCUCUUGGUCAGUAUCUGGAAUAAGGAGGCUGUGACUGGCGGUCAUUCGGCUCCCGCUGAUCCCGUGGUCGUCCCAGCCUCGGCCCCCUGAGCACCAACACCUGUGACUCUCCUCCUCCUUGUCCUCCUCUUCUUCCUCCCCUCUUUGACCAGCAGCAGCUCAGUGUGGCGAGGCCAGGGACAAUGGGACGCAAGCUGGACCUGUCGGGCCUAACAGAUGACGAGGCAGAGCAUGUGCUGAAAGUGGUUCAGCGUGACAUGAAGCUGAGGAAGAAGGAAGAGGAGAGGCUGAGUGAGAUGAAGCAGGAGCUCACGGAGGAAGGCAGCAGAUGCUCCAUCCUCUCCAAGCAGCAUCGUUUCAACGAGCACUGCUGCAUCCGCUGCUGCGUGCCCUUCACCUUCCUGUUCAACCCCAAGCGCCAGUGCCUGGAUUGCCAGUACAACGUGUGCAAGACCUGCUGCACCUACAGCAAGAGGGACCGAGCCUGGCUUUGCUCGGCGUGCCAAAAGGGCAGGGUUUUUAGGACGCAGUCCCUUGAAUGGUAUUACAACAACGUGAAGAGCCGCUUCAAGAGGUUCGGCAGUGCCAAGGUUCUGAAAACCCUGUACAGGAAGCACAUCAUCGAGAGAGGAACGUUCUCUGAUCUCCCAGAAAGCAGCGUUCACGGCGGAAGCAACGAUAACGAUGGCAGCGUCUGCGGCAGCGACUCCGUCUUUUACAGGCAGAGUGAAGGACACAGUAUGGCAGAGACGCUCACAGUCGCCCUGCGUGUUGCUGAGGAAGCUAUAGAGGAGGCCAUCGCUAAGGCGGAGGAGUUCCGGGACAGUUUGGAGAAGCAGAAUGAGGCUCGGUAUCUGCGGGACCACAAAGAUGAGCUCAUAGAGGAACUCGCAACAACAAUUGUGCAGAAGAUCAUUCAGAGGAGGAAGCGAUCAGAGAUGCAGACAGAGUAUGACUUUGUCUGGCCACAACCUCAAUCUCUAGUCCAGACCGGUGAGCUGCCAUCUCCUUCUCAACCUCACACUUCAUCACAGGACCCUCUGAAGAACACCUACCCUCUGUGGCGGUCCCGAUCAGCAUUCUCCUUCACCAGUGACGACUCCCCAGAGAAGGGUCCAGAGGAGGAGGAGCAGGAGGCUGAAGCUGAAGCUGCUGCUGCUGCGGCUGGUGGAGGCGCUCUGCAGGAGUACGCUUCCCUAAAGAGGGAGGGCAAGGCUGCAUCGCUACCCGGCUGGAAAAGCAUGGAUCGCUUGGACAACUCAAGCGCAUCCUCGGUGCUGCAGAGCCCGGACGGAAACUGGAUCGCUCUGCACAGUUCGCAGCUCUCCCGGCCCAGCCUGCUCACCAAGAGGAAGAGCCUGGUGUUCAGCGUCUUGGAGAAGGAGUCCAGCGUGGUCUCUGCGUACGACGAGAUGGGCUCCGACUCGGAGGAGGAGAAGGACGACGAUGGCGGGUGGGGCGCGGCGCUCCAACAGUUUCGCCGCAAAUUGUCCGAUGAGACUUACUACACGGACUCGCAGCACGACCCCGAGUGGACUUACACCCAGCCCCUCGGUGUGACCUCGCCAUCCUCUGGCCUGUACACCAACACGGAGACCCUCAACUCGGACUCCGAGGCCUCGUCGGUGCUGUCUGCAUGUCCUCGCAAACCCACUCACAACUUGUUGAGGAGGAAGGGACCGGCGGACUCUCAGCUGCACCCUCAUCAGCAGCCGUUGUACCAUCUGCCCCUCCAGCAGAGCUUAUCCCAACACUCAGCCCACACAGAGGCGCUGGACGUGAACUUUAACCCCAAGCAGGUGACGGGAGACAGCAGCGAGGCGGACGACAGGCAGUGUGUCCGAAGAUCACGGAGACGCAGGAAAAGCAGAAAGGAGUCGUCAACGGACCAGAACAAACCUGGAGGUCCGAACCAUGCACAGUCCAUCUACCCCUUAGCACAGGAGAACAGUGGUUUUCUACUCAACGCCCUGCUGAAGAGAGGUUUAAGUGAGGAGCAGCCGGUGCCUGACAGUACCCUAGCAGCACCAGCUGGACAAGAUGCCCUCAAACUAGAUGCCAUGACAGCAGGAGAGCCAGAGCCCUCAGACACGGUGGCUCCAAAUUCUCCACAGCCCAACUCUGCUCAGCUUGACUCUGUGUCCCCGGGGCCAGAGAUCGUGUCCAGGAGCCCGGGGCCUGGAUCUGGCUCUGGAGAUUCUCUGGAAGUGGAAAUACGAUCUAAGCUCAGCCGGCUGGUCAGUCGAGGGAACAGCAAAGACGGCGUCUCAUCCGACGAGGAGGACGAACAGACGGAGAAAGAAAGUGAGAAACAGAAUGAGAAAUCGAGACCAAAUGAAACGGAGAGGAAAAGGCAGCGUGCAAGUGUCAAGAGGGAGAAAGGAAGUGGAGCGACGGAACAGGUGAACGGGCAGCAGAUGAAACGGGCUCCCGGAUUAGUGAAGAGCUCCUCGGCGCGAGAGGAAACGACAGCUCAGGAGAGGAGGUUAGAGAAAAGAGCAGAGAGUUUUGUAGAGAGAGAAGCCGAGAAGGAGCAGAAAAGAGGAGAGGUGAACAGAGUAAGUAAGAAACAGCGCAAGAGAGAUGGAGAGAAGGAGGCGGCGCAAAAAGGUGGAGCCAGGAGGAGCGGAUCCAGUGCAAGUUCACCUGCUGUUUCUCCUUCUUCCCAGGAGGGGGGGCUGUCAAACAACCAGGUGGGACAGAAUGACUUGGAACAACAACAGAGGCUUCAGUUGCUCUCUUCUGUCUUGCAGCAGCAAAAGUAUUCAGCAGCCUCACUGUGCAGCAUCACCACAGAAGUGCUGAAGGUCUUGAAUGCCACAGAGGAUCUGAUUGGAGAGGCUGGUGGUGAGAGCUACACCCCGUCUGAGUCCAUGAGUGCCUCUCCCAUAUCCAGCAGCUCCGAGACACGCAGGCUGGACCAGAGGCUUACCAAGAUGGAGGAGAAUGUGUACCUGGCUGCGGGAGCUGUUUAUGGCCUGGAGGGGGCGCUAGGAGAACUGGAGCAAUGUGCCCGCAGUAUUAGCAGUGGGACCACAGACACUGAUCUGGCCUUCCUGGAGGACCAGGUAGCCACUGCAGCAGCUCAGGUCCACCAGUCUGAACUACAGAUAUCAAAUAUCGAGGCCAGAAUUUCAGCUCUGAAAACAGCUGGGUUAAAUGUGACUGUCUGCAAUCGCUUCUCAAAGAUAAAGCCAAAGUCCAAGCCUGAAACACUGGACUCGUCGCGCCAUCAGAGAAGGAAACUCCCAGCACCUCCAUUAAAAGAAAAGUUGGAGUCAGAGCAGCAGGUUAAAGCUCUUCGGCCAUAGAGACAAGCAGCAGCACAAGUCCCUCAGGGCCACUUUACAGAGCCUCAGGGACAGGGGCCCUUCACAUCUAGUGCCUUGACCCAGCAUCUGCCUCCAGCUCUAGGCCAAGCAGGGGCUGACACCCACCCUGCGUUCUCCACCCUCAGCCAACCUCAACAGCUGCACCUCACAGGAAAACAUUAAAGGUUGUUUCUCUUUUUCACCAUUAACCUUCAGUAUUUCUUUCCUCAAUGCACACAUGUAAAAGCUGACUUAGCAUUUGGUGUAUCUGCCUUAAAAUCUGAAAACAAUCCUCAUGCUACAUACAACUCACAGAAUAUAUAUAUAUAUAUUCAUCUGUACAGACAAAGAAGAAUGCAAUGCCAUUCUUUAUCUGUUUGCAGCAGUGUUGUUACUAAGUGUAAGAUGAAGCUGUGGAAAGAUUGUGUGAAACUCUCUAUGAUUCAGUAUCAUGGAAAGACCGGGCAGUUUUUAUGCUGUCUUGUGUUUUUAGUUCCUAAGUAAACUGGUAAAAAAGAAUACAGGUAUUUAUCCACUCCCCAACUACCAUUGAUUUUUUUAUUUUUUUAUUUUUUUCAUUUUACACACUUAUAUCAGACGUCGGUUACACUCAAACCUUUGGUAUUUUAACAAUUUAAAAUCAGAUCAUUGCACUCACAGUAUCUGACAACAGUGUUUAAGAUAUGCAAAGUAUCUGGGCCAAAACAUGGAAGGACUUUUCCUACCACUGCAAUGUGCAGGAGCUAAAACAAACACAAAGCACAUUUGUGAUAUUGUUCAAUCUACUGUUGACGUACAGAUGAGAAUAAAAGAUUCAUAUAAUUGCAGUAUAGUUUAGAUGCCAGUGUUCUAGUUAGGGGGUAUGCUAAUUGAUAUCCAGCAUCCAGUUAAGCCAACAACCAGUUAUGUCAUGCUCCGUUCCUUCUAUAAACACAGAUCUAGGGUUUAUACCACACCCCAGGUCGAAUUUUUUCAUGUGUCAAAUUGGAAGACCAGUGAGAUUUGUCGUAUUGUUGUAGGCUAUCUGCACUAAUCUUUAUUUUAUGUAUUCAAACACUAAAGAAAUGUGUUUCCAAACUGAAGUUUACAGUAUGUUGUUGGUUUAAUGAGAGAGAAACUGACACAAAGCUCAUAAAUAGUUUAUAGCCAAGCAUCUUCUUUCACUGUAUUUUAUAUGCAUGGCAGCCAUAUUGGACAUUGAGCUCAGGGCAAUUUGGCGAUUUUCAAUUCUCCAAAACAAAAUUUUUCCUUCUUAGGGUGUUCUUAUUGUAUUUUUUUUAAAUUGUAACUCAAAAAAAAAAAAUCUAAUUUCUUAGUACAACACUGCAUACAGGAAGGGGGAACCAGCUGGCUUAAGUUGAAUAUUAUAGUAAAUGGAAGAAAAUGGCUUGUGCUAAAUACAGCAAAGUAAAAGCAAGGUGAAAUAAAUAACUUAUUCCGCCAUAAUUCAAUUCCAAUGUGUCUUUCUUGAAGAUCAAUUGUAUAUGUAAACAUGAUUUAUAUUAAACUUGGUGAAGGCCAAGGAGGCUCUAACAGCCAGUUAGCUUUGCUAUGCAUGAGGAAAGGGGGGAGAGCCAACCUGAAUAGAUGAUGCAGAUGAGAUAGAUAAUAUAAGUCCAGUAUGUCUGACUUUAAGAUCACUUUGAGUCUAGAUAUAGUGGAUGCUAAUUAUAAUGAAACAAACGGGCAGUCAGCAACUUAGGGAAAUGAAUCAUCAUCCACCAGCUUAACUAUGCACACAGGAAGUGGGAAACAAGUAGCCUAAAUCUUUUGACGAUGUCAAUGAAAUAAAGAUCUUAUUCUACCAUAGUUGGAGCCCAGUAUAUCUUUAAUCAGGGUGAAUUUGGAUCCAAAUAGAAAGUGUUAUAAACACAAUCAUGUCAGUAGGUAUCACAGCCAGUGACUCUCCAUCUGUUGGCUUAGCUAAGCAUUAGCACUGACGAAGUAGCUAGUUCAAUUAGCAAGGAUAUCUCUGAUGAUGAAAUAGACUAAAUGUAUGCAUGAUGCAUGAUAAUCUGCUGACAAAAAGUCAGCAACUAAAGCAAGAAAUUUAUUUCAAAUAAAUAAUUGGCACAUUUUAGCUAAGUACUUGUUGGGUGGCCAAAAAUUGAAAAAGUUUCUAGGCUUGGAAAAAAAGCAACUGCAAAUGACAUCAGGGUCUCCUUUUAGAAAUGUUAAGCUAAUAUGAAUCUUUGGUUUCUUGUUUUGUAAAAUGGCAACAAUUUACAACUGGCCUACAAUAUAAUCCUUAAAUUAGAGGUGGUGCACUGAUCCUUUUCAAUGAAUCCCAAACCAAAAAUAAUUUUCUGUAUGAUUUAAAACCAAGAUGAACACGGAACCACUGAAAUAAUAAUAACAACCUUAGUUUAACGAGGUUUGUCCCACUGAGCUCAAAACGUCUCCCUUACAAGACAGUUGAAAAAUUGAAGUCUGACAUUCGGUGACAAAAAAAAAAAAAGUUCUCUGUAGAAUUUAUUUUACUUUCCUUGUUUUCAACUUUGUGGCCUUUCUUUUUUAAAUAAAAUGUUUGUUUUUGUUGUAUCCUUUUCCGGGUCAUAGCUGAACAUUUGUGUUUUAAUCAUAAAAAUCUUGUUGAGAUUUUUACACAAUAACAUCUAAUGGGCUAUAUUAUAAAUGUCAUGAAAACAUGAUUUUGUUACAAACAGUUUAUUUUUGUACUUGCAGAACAUUUUUAUGCAAUAUCACAGAAAUAAGGACUAUUGCAAAUUAAAGGCUUUAUCCUAUCCUCUAAGGACCCCUAAUUAGUUCUGCCAGACUCAUGUGGUGAUUCAAACUGCUUUCAGUGUAAGCCUUCAUUUAUCAGCAGCGGUGACAUGAGUGUUACAAAAACAGGUUGCUACAAAAGGCAUGUUUAAAGUGGCCAGUGUGGUUCACACUGUACUUGUAUACUCCUUAGACACUAGAUUGGAGGAGACUGCCUUUCAUUCUGGGUAACUUUUCUUUACUCGGUGACGACUUACAUGAAUCAGAAUCUGAUUUAGCCAUGCACUUGGUUUUUCGUUUGCUUUGGCGAAAUAUAAAAACAGGGUUGGAUGUCCUGAUGGACUGCAUAAAAGAUGUGAUGAUGCUCUGUAUGAAUGCUCUUCCCUCUUCUAUUAGUGACCUUUUCAUCGCAGCCUUUCACAUCUUUCAGUUUGCACACACUGAUUCUGUACUUUUGUCAGUCUUGUUCUCCAAAAGGUGUUGUAGUAUAAAAGCAUGUUUCUGGUUUUAUUGGAUCGGUGUAAAGUUUUUCAUAAAAAGCACAUCUGCAAGGGUCCAAUCAUCGGUGUCCUGUAUUUUUCUAAUGUAAAGAACAAUAAUAUCUCAUCAAAAUGUUUGUUAAUGUAUGUAUAUGUGUUAAAAAGAGAUGGAUAUGAUAUAGUGCCACAUGUUUAUUGCCCAGUCGGUUCUUUUGGUGUUGUGUGCAAGAGACUGUAAAAAUUGCUAUAACUUGUGAGGCUGGAUUCAUACAGGAAGUUAAAAUUGUAGCUAUAAGAUGCCAGUAAUCUCAUCUUAUACUGGGAUUCUUGAAAAUGAAAGUGAAUGGCAAACAGAAAUUGCUUUUGUUCCUGUUUAAAUCCAGUCCGAGCAACACUGUGCACAGCUCCAAAGGCGGGCCAUUCACUUUUUUUAAUGUGUAAUCGUUUGUUGCAAUCCAUAUGACAUGUUGGGGAAAAUAUUAAAAUGCAAAAAAUACAGAUUCUCUAUGUGCCACAAUAUUCAGAAAUAAAAUGUAUUAUGAAAUAAAAUUUGCAAACUUGAA